This is a messenger RNA of Anarrhichthys ocellatus (wolf-eel), 1941 nucleotides long. It is a transcript of the gene mrps9, whose product is annotated as mitochondrial ribosomal protein S9. The record is from RefSeq and is a predicted model, not a curated record. The coding region runs from base 25 to 1182 and encodes 385 amino acids. Gene Ontology annotation, molecular function: RNA binding; structural constituent of ribosome. Gene Ontology annotation, biological process: translation. The transcript is spliced from 11 exons. NCBI's taxonomy places the organism in Eukaryota, Metazoa, Chordata, Actinopteri, Perciformes, Anarhichadidae. Gene Ontology annotation, cellular component: ribosome; mitochondrial small ribosomal subunit.
CCGACGUCAUCAAGAUCAGACAACAUGGCGGCGUCCUGUGUCCGAACCGUGGGAUCGAUUUUAGGAAAAUGUGGAAAUUGCAGCUCGAGCUUAAACACGGUCACGUCGCAGUUAAGUCGGCAGGUCCUCGGCAGGCGGAUAUGUGUGAGCUCUGCCCUCCAGAGAAAGAACCUGGCGGCUGCAGGGCCAGAGAAGUUCACGAUGGAGUUCAUCCAGAAGCAGGUGGAGGAGUUUAACAUCGGGAAACGUCACCUGGCUAACAUGAUGGGAGAGGAUCCCGAGAACUUCAGCCAGGAGGACAUAGAUAGGAGUAUAGCGUACCUGUUCCCCUCCGGCCUGUUCGAGAAGAAAGCCCAGCCCCUCAUGAAGCAUCCAGAGGAAAUCUUCCCGAGGCAGAGAGCUGUCCAGUGGGGUGCAGACGGGCGGCCGUUCCACUUCCUGUUUUACACCGGCAAACAGUCCUACUUCUCCCUCAUGCAUGAAUUGUACGGCAAAACCCUGAAGAUAGAGAAGCACCAAGAUCGUCUGAGAACCAAGGGACUCUUCUCCAAGGACACCAAGCAGAUCUCUCUGGGCACAAGCAGGUGGCUCACAAAGGAGGAACUGGAAGUGCUGCUGGUUGAGACCAUCUCCUCUCAUGAUUACAAUCGCUUCAUCCAGCUGAUGGAGCGCCUGCUGUCCAUGCCCUACUGCGCCACAGAGGAGGACUUUGUCCUGCGGCACCGCCGGACACUGGAGUCCCUGUCCAGGAAGCAAAUGGUGCCGACGCUGGAGCGAGAUGAAAGGGGCGUGGCCUUCAGCACGGCAGACGGUCGGAGGAAGACGUCCACCUCCUCUGUGGUUCUUGGAGACUGCGGCUCCGGACGCAUCACCAUCAACAGCAAAGAUUACCUGCACUACUUCCCCGUACUACAAGACAGAGAGCAGCUGAUGUUCCCGCUUCAGUUCAUGGGCAUGCUGGGACGCUUCGACCUGGAGUGCACCGUGAGCGGCGGCGGGCGGUCCAGCCAGGCGGGGGCGCUGCGGCUCGCCGUGUCCCGGGCCCUGCUCAGCUUCCUGUCUGAGGGGGAGGUGGAGACCAUGAGACAAGCUGGUCUGCUGACCCCUGACCCCAGAGUGAGGGAGAGGAAGAAGCCGGGCCAGGAGGGAUCGCGAAAGAAAUUCACCUGGAAGAAGCGCUGAGGAAGCAGAUCGCCUCCCCUGAACUCGAACAUGAAACAUUCAGGCUGACGUCUGGUGUCAGUGUUUCCUAGAAGCCCCGUCACGUCAGGUUAUUUAAGGUGUUGGAAGAACACGCUCAAAGAGAGAACAGGCCGCCAUUCUUCAGUACGCAGCCCCGACUCAACAAGCUGCAGUGAGCCUCUUCAGCCACCAGAUGGAAGUGUGGGUCAAGGAACAAGAUGAAUAUGUUUGUCAAUAUAUUAAACAGUUUUUUUCAUAUAGAAGUACAUGUUUCCUUUGCUUGUGAUUACUUGAGUGUAACUUUUAGAUGUUUUCUUGUGUCAGCAUUUAACUUUGUUCAUGACUUUAGACUUAUAAUACAAGUGCAAAUGUUUGGCAUUUGUACUUGAUUUAUUUAAAUUGAAUUAUUAGUUAACGCUUAAAAUGAUCUAUUAGAUUUCUAAUCAGUUGAUUCAGUGAUGAACUUUUCCGUACCUGCAGGUUUGCAUCAUGUCAUAACCAGCUUCAGCCACCAGAUGUCGCCAGAUGCAGAUGUUGAGCAUGCGCGCUUCUGCGGCUCAUUAUGCUAAUAUAAGUAUCUGUUCAGAGCAAUUAGGUUAUUAAUGUAAUGGAUCUGAUGAAUGAGGAACAAUGCUCGGUGCACUGCAUCUGCUAGAAACAAAAAAAAAAAAAAACAUCUUGGAAGAAGGAUUGGAGAAUGUGUUAAACGGUGUAAGUUUACAGUGUAAGAUACAAAUCCUGCACAUGUCCUGUUAUAGA